Messenger RNA from Daphnia magna, 654 nucleotides. RefSeq names its product adhesive plaque matrix protein-like. The record is from RefSeq and is a predicted model, not a curated record. The transcript has a single exon. The annotation marks the transcript as partial. NCBI's taxonomy places the organism in Eukaryota, Metazoa, Arthropoda, Branchiopoda, Diplostraca, Daphniidae.
GCACCCAAAUACUACACAAUAAAGGUACCGGAGUACUACACAACGACUUACGCUGCAUCGAGCUAUUACAAUGAAGCUGCUUUGUCUUACUACAGUGAGUCAACGUACUACACUGAGGCCCCGCAGUAUUAUUCUGUUCCGUCUUAUUACACGGAACCCAGCGACUACACAACAAGUUAUGCCACCCAAGCAGCUUCUUAUCCAGGAGCUUCGAAAUACUACUCGGCUCCAAGCUACUACGCCUAUGCUCCACAAUACUACACUACCGCUUCUUAUUAUACCACUAAGGUUCCGGAGUACUACGCUAUGGAAAAGGCUGAGUACUACACCACCACAUAUGAUGCACCAGCUUACUACACUGAAGCUCCUAAAUAUUCGGCUCCAAGUUAUUAUCAGAACGAAGCUCCGCAGUACUACACGACUAAGGCGCCCGAAUACUAUGCUCCCGCUUAUGCUAACCAAAGUUACUACACCACAAAGGCCCCUGGCUACUACAUUGAGCCUCCUAAAUAUCAUCCACUUUUAAAUGUAAAGUUCUACCGGUAGACGUUAUUGAUCAUCACAAUUUCGUUUCAGCUUUAUUUAUAUUCUUGACUUGUAUCACUUCCGAUUUGUAUCUGGUACUAGGUCAGUUGUCUAAUAAAUGUUGCCGUU